Messenger RNA from Aspergillus puulaauensis, 2685 nucleotides. RefSeq names its product non-specific serine/threonine protein kinase. The record is from RefSeq and is a predicted model, not a curated record. Gene Ontology annotation, biological process: protein phosphorylation. The coding region runs from base 1 to 2685 and encodes 894 amino acids. The transcript is spliced from 4 exons. Lineage: Eukaryota; Fungi; Ascomycota; Eurotiomycetes; Eurotiales; Aspergillaceae. Gene Ontology annotation, molecular function: protein kinase activity; ATP binding.
AUGCCGCCUCCCAGAACAAGAGCGGAGGUUCAAGCCCAGAAACAAAAGGAGAAGCUUGCCCAGUCCUACAAUGAGUUACUAAAAGAGUUCUCCUCGAAAGACCUCCGACAUGUUGGAAACUAUACACUGGGCAGAUUGAUUGGAAAGGGCUCCUUUGGAAAGGUUUACCUUGCUUCGCAUAAACUUACCAACCACUCAAAGGUCGUGCUCAAGUCGUCGGACAAGGAGGAUACAAACCUAGCUCGAGAGAUCCAUCACCAUCGCCAAUUUCUCCAUCCUCAUAUUGCGCGGCUUUAUGAAGUUAUUGUGACUGAAAAGCUUGUUUGGCUGGUUCUUGAAUAUUGUCCAGGUGACGAGCUGUACAAUUACCUUCUACGGAAUGGUCCGCUACCCAUCGACAAGGUUAAAAAGAUCUUCACCCAGCUCGUUGGAGCCGUAUCUUACGUCCACAGCAAGUCGUGCGUUCACCGAGAUCUGAAGCUAGAGAACAUCCUCCUGGACAAGCACGAAAAUGUGAAGCUCUGUGAUUUCGGUUUCACUAGGGAAUAUGAAGGCAAAGCGAGCUAUCUUCAAACUUUCUGCGGCACCGUAUGCUACAGCGCGCCUGAAAUGCUAAAGGCUGAAAAAUACGCCGGGGAAAGGGUGGAUGUUUGGAGCUUGGGCAUUAUACUCUACGCACUCAUUGGAGGAGAGCUUCCCUUCGAUGACGAUGACGACCAGGUUACCAAGUCGCGGAUCCUGAGCGAAGAGCCGGCCUUCAAUGACAAAUUUCCCGACGAUGCCAAGGCACUCAUCAACUUGCUUCUUUCAAAACGACCUCUUCUUCGUCCUAGUUUGAACGACGUUCUAGCACAUUCAUUUCUUUCUGAGCAUGCUCCGGAGCAGCUAGCAAUCCUGAAGCUUCCUCGUCCACCGCCAUUUUCGACGUCCUUGGAAAAGACUACCUUACAACGGAUGAAAAGCGCAGGAAUUAAUGUCGACGAGGUGAUGAAUAGUGUGCUUUCUCAACGUUGUGACGCCCUAGCUGGUUGGUGGGCUCUUUUAAUUGAGAAAGAGCAACGGAAAGAAGCCAAGAGAGAACGGAAACGGAGAGAGCGAGAUGCGGAAGCAAAGAAUAUCCGACGUCUGAGUGCAGCGAGCAGUCGCCUCGAAAAAAUAUCGGCUGCACUAGUUGAAGUGGAUGAAGAGGGUCAUUCAUCUGUUCCGGUUCAUGAGCGUGGUCGUAGGGAUCGCCGAAGCUUGCCUUCGCAGCUCGCUGUUCCUGAGCUGCCAAUGCUUCCAGAGCCACCUCUACAGACCCCUCCGCUCCCCACACCAACCCCUCCUCCAGUCGACAAAGACUCAAUCCGCUCCAAUAGCUCCACCCGCCGUCGCCCCCCCGUGCCACCGCCCAAGGAUCGAAGGCGCUCACGUCCAAGCGCAUUGCAUGUUAGCGCAUCUCAGCCAGAGUUGGCACAGCAUGGUGGAAUUUUCAGACGCCGUACCAAUCGCCGCCAGUACCCCAUUAUCAGUCAGUUGGCUUCAUUGAAGCAUUGGUUUGUGGAAUCUGCGAAAAGGGCGAAGUCACCCCAUCCAAAGUCGUCGGGUGGGACAUCAUCUCGCAAGUUUCUCUCUGAGAAGCUGAGUCCUGCAAAAGGCCAGGAGGGGACGAAAAAGACUACCUUGACAACUUCAACUCCGAGCCAGCCAAAUGAACUCACGACCCCAACCCAGAUAAAGCGUGCAUCCAAUGCAAGCAGUCUGGCCCCAAGUAGCGCAUCUUACCCAAAUCGUCGCCACUCUUACCCUCGGCAACCCCGGCCAGUAAGUACCAGCCAUGCGAGCCAUCGGAACUCAUUAUCCCCAUCGCCGAUCACUCCGAGGGGCUCGUAUCGGCGAUCUUCAGCUGGCCUACGAGGUCGCAAAUCAACAUCUUCAUCAGUCUCGUCCAUUCGGAGCAUCCACCAUGGUCACUCCCAUUCGAAAGCUUCGUCAAUAUCCUCCAACAGUAUCGGCUCUGCAUCAACACCAACGGCUCGGGCUGCGAAGUCUCCUCACACCUCGGUCAAGGUGCUUCCUACGACCCCCGGUGCAUCGGCGCGCUUUCCUUCCAACAUCCGGCUGGUUCGGAAUCCCAACAAUGGGCUCCGAGACGCGGAUGAUUCCGACAUUAUAGCUAAUUCGUCAUUCAACGAAGCCGCCCCUGCGCCGAUGUUGUAUUCUCCGUCCUCCAGCCUUGUUUUUGCACGGCGGAAAAGGACCACCUUCAAGGGCCCAAUGGUACACACAGCUAAUUUGAUGGCGUCCGGUGGAAUGGGCGCAUCAGAAUAUCCAAACGGAGAAGCCAGUGCUGACGGGCCUUCCCUUAAAGCUGCUCGACCAGCGACACGGAAGAGCCAAAUCAUUGAGGAAGAAGAGGACGCAGAGGACGAAUACGAAGAAGUUGAUACCUUUACUGGAACGGAGGAAGAGCCAGCUUCGCCCAUUGGCAUGGCUAGCUCAGAGCACCAAAACUCCGACAAUCCACCCGGACGCAACCAACCUAUUCUUGAGCCUGCUCCCGAACUUGACUCAAGUCCUCUUCGGCCUCCGCGCUCCUCCUCACUCAGAGCAAAGUCCCUCGACCCCAUAGUCGGGUCAAGCAAUGCUGACAAAACUGCUAUGAAUUCAUCUCCGAAAUCAGUGGUGUCCGGGAAACGCAUUUGA